Microtus oregoni (creeping vole) is the source of this 1053-nucleotide messenger RNA. It is a transcript of the gene Inhbe, whose product is annotated as inhibin subunit beta E. Lineage: Eukaryota; Metazoa; Chordata; Mammalia; Rodentia; Cricetidae. The transcript has 2 exons. Gene Ontology annotation, biological process: SMAD protein signal transduction; BMP signaling pathway. Gene Ontology annotation, cellular component: extracellular region. The record is from RefSeq and is a predicted model, not a curated record. Gene Ontology annotation, molecular function: growth factor activity; cytokine activity; hormone activity. The coding region runs from base 1 to 1053 and encodes 350 amino acids.
AUGGGGCUCUCAGAUGUCCAUCUCUGGCCAGUGCUUCUGUGGGCAUUGGCGUGGGUGCAGAGCGCAAGAUCUGCAUGCCCGUCCUGUGGAGGCCCAACCCUGGCACCCCAAGGAGAACGCGCUCUGGUCCUAGAGCUAGCCAAGCAGCAAAUUCUGAAGGGGCUGCACCUGACCAGCCGUCCCAGAAUAAGUCGUCCUCUGCCCCAGGCCGCACUAACCAGAGCCCUCCGGAGACUGCAGCCCCAGAGCGUGGUUCCUGGCAACCGAGAGGAAGUCAUCAGCUUUGCUACCACCGUAGGCAAAUCCACUUCAGCCUACCGCUCCAUGCUCACAUUCCAGCUGUCCCCUCUUUGGUCCCACCACCUGUACCAUGCUCGCCUCUGGCUGCAUGUGCCUCCGUCUCUCCCUGGCACGCUCUCCCUGAGAAUCUUCCGUUGCGGCACCAGGAGGUGCCGAGGAUCCCGCACCUUCCUAGCUGAGCACCAAGCGACUUCCUCAGGCUGGCACGCCCUGACUCUGCCCUCUAGUGGCCUGAGGAGUGAGGAAUCUGGAGUCGUCAAACUCCAAUUGGACUACAGACCCUGGAACCCUAACAGCACUGUCACUGGACUGCCAAGGCGACUCUUGGACACAGGGGGACAGCAACGGCCCUUCUUGGAACUUAAGAUCCGAGCUAAUGAACCCGGAGCAGGCAGGGCCAGGAGGAGGACUCCCACCUGUGAGCCUGAGACCCCCUUAUGUUGUAGGCGAGACCACUAUGUGGACUUCCAGGAGCUGGGGUGGCGAGACUGGAUCCUGCAGCCUGAAGGAUACCAGCUGAAUUACUGCAGUGGGCAGUGCCCGCCCCACCUGGCUGGCAGCCCUGGCAUUGCUGCCUCCUUCCAUUCUGCUGUCUUUAGCCUCCUCAAAGCCAACAACCCUUGGCCUGCAGGCUCUUCCUGCUGUGUCCCCACUGCCCGAAGACCUCUCUCAAUCCUCUACCUCGACCAGAACGGUAACGUGGUCAAGACCGAUGUGCCAGACAUGGUCGUAGAGGCCUGCGGCUGCAGCUAG